Molecule: messenger RNA, 1259 nt
Organism: Daucus carota subsp. sativus
Lineage: Eukaryota; Viridiplantae; Streptophyta; Magnoliopsida; Apiales; Apiaceae
Product: 1-aminocyclopropane-1-carboxylate oxidase 5
Exons: 3
Coding region: 105-1031 (308 amino acids)
Source: RefSeq, a predicted model, not a curated record
CCAACUUCUUCUUAAUCACAACAAACUCUAAACAUCAUUAAGCACUUACAAAGCACUUGUUCUUGUGUUCUAAUAGCCUUGAACUAGCUUCUCAUUUAACUGAAAUGGCUAUUCCAGUGAUUGAUUUCUCCAAGCUCAAUGGGGAGGAAAGAGCCAAAACAUUGGCCCUCAUCGACAAGUGCUGCGAGGAAUGGGGAUUUUUUCAGUUGGUGAACCAUGGGAUUCCAGAGGAGCUUCUGGAGAGAGUGAAGAAUGUGAGCUCUGAAUUCUAUAAGCUGGAAAGGGAAGAGAAUUUCAAAACCUCCACCCCGGUGAAGAUGCUGAAUGAGUUGGUGGAAUCAGGAAGUUCCGGCAAGGUGGAGAGUGUGGACUGGGAGGAUAUUUUCCUUCUUUCGGAUAGCAAUGAGUGGCCAUCACAGACUCCCGGAUUCAGAGAAACAAUGGGAGAAUACAGAGGUGAACUGAAGAACCUGGCACUCAAGGUUAUGGAAGUGAUGGACGAAAACUUGGGCUUGCCAAAAGGAUACAUUAAGAAGGCCUUCAAUGGCGGAGAAGAAGAUACUGCAUUUUUUGGCACCAAAGUAAGCCACUAUCCUCCUUGUCCACACCCUGAGAUGGUUAAUGGCCUACGAGCUCACACCGAUGCAGGAGGAGUCGUCUUACUCUUUCAAGACGAUCAAGUGCACGGGCUUCAAAUUCUCAAAGACGGAGAAUGGAUUGAUGUUCAACCAAUGAAAAAUUCUAUAGUCAUCAACACUGGUGAUCAAAUCGAAGUGCUGAGCAAUGGAAGAUACAAGAGUGUCUGGCACAGAGUUCUGGCAUUGCGCGAUGGAAAUAGAAGAUCAGUUGCCUCCUUUUACAAUCCAUCUUACAAAGCUACCAUUGCCCCUGCUCAGCAACUAGUUGAAAAAUCAAACAAAGAAGCAAAUCAACAUUACCCAAGAUUUGUGUUUGGUGAUUACAUGUCUGUUUACACUGAACAGAAGUUCCUCCCUAAAGAACCAAGGUUCCAAGCUGUGAAAGCAAAGUGAAAACCUCACUAUAGUCAACUUCUCACUAAGAAGAAAUAGCAUUUUGAUUUUAAUUUUUGUUGUUAUGUGUCUGGGAUGGUCUGUGUGGCCAGACCUUUUUUCAACUUAUCCUACAUAAGUUUUUUCCACUUUUAAGUCGAGGGGAAAAAAAUAAUAAUCCUGUAUCACUAUUUUUCUUUUGCAUGUAAUGUAAGGUUGUUACUUAGUAAUUACUGAAGUUUACCAGUA